AAAUAAUAAUACAAACAGUUGUGAGUGUGGAACUGGUAAGUGUUUGUAGUGAAAUGUCGGACUGGACGAAAGAAGCAGUGGAAUAUUUAAUUGAGACUUACAAAAAGCACGAAGUUCUGUAUAAUAGCAAACUUCCGGGAUAUCUGAAUAAACACUCCAGAAAAUAUGCUUUAGAAAAAGUAGUUGUUGAAGUUAAGAAGGUGCGCCCUCAAACAACAGUGGACGAUGUAAAAAAAAAAAUUUCUUUCAUUGCGGACUCACUAUGGUCAUGAGCUUCAAAAAUUACAGCAAAGUCAACGAAGUGGUGCUGCAGCUGACAGUGUUUACAGACCUACAGUAUGGUGGUUUCCUCUGAUGGGUUUCGUGAAAGACCACAUCCAGGCCAGAAAAGGAGAGUCAACAAUGCCUUCUUCGUUGCAAUGCAGAGAGCCAGCAUCAGCGAAUGUAUCUGGAACACUGCUGACUGUAGAGGAUGAAGAAACACAGAUUUUUUCACAAUCAUUGCCUGCCAGUGAUCUCACCCACGAACAGUCUAUUCCAGUAGAUCACGAAGAAACAAUUGAUGUGUGCAUGCAAGAGGUUCCAGAUGAAGGGACAGUUACUGCCUAUGAUUUGUCGCCUGCCCCUUCCGGUUCAUCUAGUAUAAAUUCUGGACCAAGUAGGAAAAGAAGGAAAGUGAAUAGCGACAUGGCACCACUUUUUGAAAAAGCAGAUACAAUUUUGAAUACUGUGCAGUCCAGACUUGGCUCCCAGUCACGCUCAGAAUCCGGCACGCAAUUGUUUGUCAGAUUUUUGGCUGAACAGCUUGAAAAGAUUCACGAUGAAGAGUUAAGGCUGGUAACACAACACAAACUGCAAACAGUUGUGAUGGAAGCGCAACUACAAGAUAUGCGGAAACGCCGACCAACGAACAAUAUAACCUAUCCCGAAUAUUAAAUAAUUUUGUUAAGAAAAGUGUGCAAGAUAAAUGUAACAUAUUUGUUUGUAUUUUAAAUUGUAUUUAUUUUCAUCCUGUUUUCCAAACUUUUGUUACCUAUUUAUGUUUACUUACCUUUAAAUAAUCGUCUUUUAAGGCAUCAUAAAUAGCUCUACAGGUAGAUGGAAUGAUUCCGCUCAAUGUGGACGCAGGUAUUCUGUAUGCAAAGCUCAAACUUUGGUAAGUUUCGCCCGUUGCCAAAAACCUCAAUGUAACAGACAACCUGAAAAUAUAAUAUACUUGCUGUAACUCAUUCAA
Messenger RNA from Bacillus rossius redtenbacheri, 1234 nucleotides. RefSeq lists its product as uncharacterized. The transcript has 2 exons. Lineage: Eukaryota; Metazoa; Arthropoda; Insecta; Phasmatodea; Bacillidae. The coding region runs from base 355 to 936 and encodes 193 amino acids. The record is from RefSeq and is a predicted model, not a curated record.